This is a messenger RNA of Annulohypoxylon truncatum, 1586 nucleotides long. RefSeq lists its product as uncharacterized. Gene Ontology annotation, biological process: calcium import into the mitochondrion; mitochondrial calcium ion homeostasis. The transcript has 2 exons. NCBI's taxonomy places the organism in Eukaryota, Fungi, Ascomycota, Sordariomycetes, Xylariales, Hypoxylaceae. Gene Ontology annotation, molecular function: calcium channel activity; uniporter activity. The record is from RefSeq and is a predicted model, not a curated record. The coding region runs from base 93 to 1523 and encodes 476 amino acids. Gene Ontology annotation, cellular component: mitochondrial inner membrane; uniplex complex.
UGUAAAUAUUUCGUCCAUAUAAAAGCAAAUUGGAAAUAAAUAACAGUUUGCUUCAAACUUAAUUUUCUAAUAUCGUAGGAAAUAAAGCAGCAAUGAGCUAUGUGUUUAGAGCGUAUUCUCGACUAACAGCCUCUGGCUUGCGGCAGUUUUCCUGUCGCCGUCUUGCUAAUACAUGCACUAUACCUUCAUUUCAGAGAGAAAACCAAGUACUUAUUUCGCGGCGUCCCAUAACAAUAACCCAGCAUACAGGAAAGCCACAGCUUAACAAUGAGACGGCGAGGGAAACGAACCACAGAGACCAAGCUGUGCACGAGAAUGAGGUAAAAGAUGGAAUUGAAGAGGCUACGAAGCAGCAGAUUAGGCGCCCUUGGCAGAGGGAGGGUGCCGAUGAACCUCCUGUUAGCGAUUCGAGACGUAGUAUGAAUAAGUCCAUGACAAAGGGCAAACUUCUUACCACCCCGACCAGACUUCUAAAACUCAUACUUCCUCUUCCCGUCGACGCCACACAUGACGAACAUGGUAAUAAAGGAGAGUUCCGAUCACUGGCGCAGAAUGAAGACAUCCAACCCCUGGCGCUGCUCGUUCAUCCUCAGCAACCGCUAUCUUACCUCGAACGCCUGAUCCAAGCCGAACUUCCUGCUGUUCACGAUGCCGAAGGUCGUGAGAAGAUGCCUAGCGUGUAUUUCCUAGCAGAAGGGUCCGAGAGAGAUGAGACGGGCCAGAAGACCGGGGUAGAGAAGAAGAAGUCGAACAUCGCAUCCUAUUCGGGACUUGGGCGCGAAGGGGCCGAUACACCACAGGAGCAUAAGGAUUGGGUGCGGUGGAGCAGCAGCACUGAAAUUGGUGAUUUUAUUCGCGACGCCGCACGUGGAAGGGAGUUUGCUAUAGAGAUCACCGGUCAGAACAGCGAGUUGCGUGUUGAUGUGCCUAGCUUCAAUGACCGCACUUAUUACAUGCGUGUGCGAUUACGGCGUAUGUCCCAUAAAAUCGACGGGCCUGCCAAAAUUAAGCAUGAAUGCGAUAUGCUGGCCCAUCGCGGAGCCCAUCGCAUUGCCAAAGCUGGGUUUGUCGCUUUGGCAGGCUGGUGGGGUGCUGUGUACUUUCUAACCUUUCAUACCGAUGCCGGCUGGGAUCUGAUGGAGCCGAUCACUUACCUCGCUGGCCUAACAACCAUCAUGGGCGGUUACCUAUGGUUCCUAUUCAUGAGCCGGGAUCUCAGCUAUCAGGCCGCGCUCAAGAUCACGGUAUCGAGAAGGCAGAACAUCCUGUACCAGGAGCGCGGAUUUAACCUUCAGAAGUGGGAGAACUUGGUGCACGACGCGAACGCGCUAAGGCGGGAAAUCAGAAACAUAGCCGAAGACUACGACGUCGAUUGGGAUGAAACCAAGGAUGUCGGCGGGGAAGAAGUCAAAGAGAUACUUGAGCAUGAAGAGGAGAAGUAUGGUAGAAGAGAUCAUGAACGCGAGGACCGCGACCGCGAGAAAAACUCGAGACACAAACCGGAUGAACGUAAUGAAUCAUGAGUCAUUAUACCCAUAUAACAUACACAUACACAUACACAUAGAGCUAUACAGAAGCAUGCGGUU